AGACAGUUUUAAACAAUGAGAAUUUCUAGCGGUUACAUUGUUGUCAACACGAUCACGAAUUAAAACAACUGGUGGUGUGUGGAUGAAGGCAGUAUAAUCCUGAAAUAUGGAAUUCUGCGGCUUAAUCUUUAUAUUUGCAGCAGUCACAGGAUUCGAGAUCUCUGUCUCUCCUGGGAAAAAUCUCUGGGUUGGAGAGGAUUUGGUUCUGGUAUGUACAGUACAUCCCAAACAGCAAGGAACUAUCUGGCACAGAUCAACUUUAGGAGGGGAGGAAAUAAUUUCUCAUGCAGAUAGUUUACUGAUCAAGGAUUCUAGGAUAGAUUUAAAAACUACUAGAUACGAAGAUUCUGUUCAAUAUCUAAUGCAGAUAAACAAAGUGUCGGAAAUGGAUUCAGGGCGAUAUUUUUGUGACUCUACGCAAGCUGUGGCUCAUGGUUCAGGGGUUAGCAUAGACAUAGGAGUUUUUACACCAAUCAUGCAAAAAGAUCAGGCAGAUGGUAAGCUAACUACAGAUGAUAAGGAUGUAAUGUCUCCAUUACUUAAAUCAGAAAACCUUAAAUUCAGAACAGCUGAUAUAGAUCUGGAGUCAGAAAAUGGAAACCAAAGAGCAGCAAAUGUGAAUCUAGGAGCAGUAAAUGUGAAUCUAGGAGCAGCAAAUGUAAACCUAGGACGAUUACAUUCUGACCUCGACGAAAGUUUUUCGACUCAGCCGCAUAUUCCUGAUUAUAUUCCUUCCUCCUCCCCCCCACCUUAUUCAUCAUCCUCCCCUCCCCCCUCCCCUCCCUCCCCUCCAGUUGAAGGUUUAAAACUGGGAAUGAAUGAGAGUCCAAAAAGUAUCCAUGCCAGUAUAAUUUUAACCCUAUCUAUCCUACUGCUACAAUUAUAUCAACGAUAACCAAGUGAAAAUGCAUUUUUUGUUAAGACGUUUUUUUUAAAUCUUAAGUUGAGUAUUUUUUGAUUAAAUCCAAAUCUCUUAAUUAUAUUCAGAUAAAAAAUGAUCAUGCUAAUAUUAAGAAUUUUGAUAUUACGCUUCAGGUUAGCGCCGUAAUCAUAUAAAAUUAAUUCUAAAAAUAAUUUACUUUUUAGGACAAAGUUGAGUUUUUUGUCUUGAAAUUUUGCCAUAUAUUUAGAAUAAAUUAGAACCAACACCACCGCAAAGUACAUAAUUUGGGAAAAGCCAUGUAAAUCCAAAAAGUUGUUCUGAAAUUUAUUCUAAUAUUUGCUUUUAUGCUUCAAGUUCAAAUCCCUAUAUAUUUGACCUAUAUAUUAACCUGAUGUUGGAAAAAUAAAGAAGAAAUUUUGUGUAUUCUACACUUUUCUUUUUUUGUCACACUGUUUAUUUUUUUUGUCAAGAAUUGAGUUAAAGACUGUAAAAUAUGUAUAUUCUCAAUAAAAUGUUCUAUACUGAA
Messenger RNA from Eurytemora carolleeae, 1409 nucleotides. RefSeq lists its product as uncharacterized. Lineage: Eukaryota; Metazoa; Arthropoda; Copepoda; Calanoida; Temoridae. Bases 107 to 895 code for a protein of 262 amino acids. The transcript has 10 exons. The record is from RefSeq and is a predicted model, not a curated record.